AUGAAUGGAAUAAUAAUAUUAGUUGUGCAAAGGUAGAAGGUCCAGGGUGUAAAUUUGGCAAGGACGAGAUAAGGAGAGCAGUGAAAAAGAUGAAGAAAGGGAAGGCAUCGGGUUUAACGAUGGUGGUAUCAGAGAUGUUUAAAGGUUCUGAUGAUUUAGGGAUUGAAUGGUUAAUGAAUUUAGCAAAUCAGAUUGUCACAGAAGGUACUAUUCCCGAGGACUGGCGAAGAAGUAUAAUUAUCCCAGUAUACAAGGGGAAAGGUGAUCCUUUAGAUUGUGGGUCUUACAGAGCUAUUAAACUCUUGGAACAUGCAAUGAAAGUUUUUGAGAGAGUGUUAGAAAAGCGGAUAAGGGAACAAAUCAAAAUUGAUGAAAUGCAGUUUGGUUUUACAUCGGGAAAAGGCACGACAGAUGCAAUUUUUGUGGUGAGACAAAUUCAGGAGAAGUAUCUUGCGAAGGAAAAGAAACUCUAUUAUGCGUUUGUGAUUUGGAGAGCAUUUGAUAGGGUGCCGCGUGAGAUUACAAGAUGGGCCUUGAGAAAAUCCGGUGUGGAGGAAUGGUUAGUUACCGCAGUGAUGGCAAUGUAUGUUGGAGCACAAACAGCAGUACGGACGGAUCAUGAUGAUAGUGACAGCUUUGAGGUGAAGGUAGGACUUCAUCAAGGAUCCGUGCUGAGUCCAUUAUUAUUUAUCUUAGUAAUGGAUGUGGUGGCUAGAGAAAUGCGUGAAGGACUUCCCUGGGAGAUAUUAUAUGCAGAUGACCUUGUAUUAAUGGCAAACAGUGAGGGAGAAUUGAGGGAUAAAGUUAGUAAAUGGAAGAUGACUAUGGAAGCAAAGGGCCUGAAAAUGAAUGCAUCAAAAACAAAGGUGAUGAUUGGUGGGGAAAAUCUAAAGAUAGAAGAAUCAGGUAAGUGGCCUUGUGGUGUAUGUGGGAAAGGAGUUGCUAGAAAUUCUAUCCAAUGCACCAGAUGCCAGAAAUGGGUACAUAAAAGAUGUAGUGGGAAAAAAGGCAGUUUGAUGUUAGAAAGAAUGACCUUUAUUUGUAAAACAUGCAUGAAAGGGAUACAUAAUAAUGAUAACCUAAAAAAUGGUGGUCUGGAUAUUGGCAAUGGGUUAACCCUAGAAAAAGUGGAUAAGUUUUGUUAUUUAGGUGAUAUGCUAAACGCAGAUGGUGGUGUAGAUUCUGCUGUUGUUGCAAGGAUCAGACAAGCUUGGAAGAAGUUCAGAGAGAUGUCAUCUAUUCUUACAAAUAAAAAAGUUUCUCUGAAGUUAAAGGGGAAAGUUUACGUAAGCUGCGUGAGGAGUUGUUUAGUUUAUGGCGGUGAAACAUGGGCAAUGAAAGCAAUUCACGAAGCCAAAUUAGAAAGAACAGAGAUGAGGAUGGUUAGAUGGAUGUGUGGGGUAUCUCUGAGAGAGAGAAAAACUAGCAAGGAAUUGCGAGCAAGAUUAGGUAUAGAAAUGAUUGGUAUGGUAAUGCGACGAAAUAGACUAAGAUGGUUUGGGCAUGUGGAACGUAUGACAAGAGAUGACUGGGUAAAGAGAUGCACAAUGAUGGAAGUAGGAGGAUCAAGACCUAGAGGAAGACCCAAGAUGACGUGGACAAAUGUGAUAGCGGCGGAUAUGAGAAGCUUGAAUCUUACAAGUAUUGAUGCUCAGGACCGUCAAAAAUGGAAAAGAAAAAUCAGAGGGAAAACUGGCCUACCCGGGUAAACCUGGAAAUCGCCAUAAAACGGAGAA
Molecule: messenger RNA, 1736 nt
Organism: Gordionus sp. m RMFG-2023
Lineage: Eukaryota; Metazoa; Nematomorpha; Gordioida; Chordodea; Parachordodidae
Source: RefSeq, a predicted model, not a curated record